Messenger RNA from Racocetra persica, 228 nucleotides. NCBI's taxonomy places the organism in Eukaryota, Fungi, Glomeromycota, Glomeromycetes, Diversisporales, Gigasporaceae. The record is from the annotation of a GenBank genome assembly.
AAUCACCAGAGGAUUAUAAACAAAAAGAAAUUGCUUUUGAAUAUUUAACCAAAGCCAGUGAGGAAAUGAUUGAUGAACUAGCCAAAAAAGACCCCAUGGAAAUCUUUGAGUUUUUGGCUCCCAAGCAUUUAGAGAAAAAUCAAGGCUUUGGUAAAGUUAUAGGAAAAGAACCCAAACAAUUCCAAACUCCUUGUUAUCUCUGUAAUCAAAAAGCCUUAACUACUAUAG